Messenger RNA from Maylandia zebra (zebra mbuna), 2511 nucleotides. The record is from RefSeq and is a predicted model, not a curated record. NCBI's taxonomy places the organism in Eukaryota, Metazoa, Chordata, Actinopteri, Cichliformes, Cichlidae.
CAGCUUACACACACAGCUAACGCACAGACAGCAUCAGGACCUGCGUAGCAGGAAAUGUGAUUAUAUUUGCAUAUUGACGAUGUAACCUAUAAAAAUAAACGAAUACUGCAGUUCGGUGUGAUUUGCUCUGAGCUUUUCACCCGUGCAGCACGUUAACCUACACAAGUGUCUCAUUGUUGUUUAUUCACCUGACUGUUUGUUAACUGUAAAUCUCUGACAUUUAAUUGGUCCUUCGAAGCCGUUAAUGGACUGGUAUUAAUGAUAAUAUUAUGCUCCAUUUCACAGUGGUAUCCUUCCUCAAGUCCCGACGCCGUGACAAGCCUGCGUCGAAGUCUCUGCAGAGCGCCCUCUAGGAAGGGUUGAAAGUCCAGGGACGCUAAAUUCGGGUCCUGGCCGACGUCAUACAGGCCCACGGCGCUGGGGCUUGAAAAAAGGACGCCCGACAGACCGGCAACAGCGAAGCCAGCCCAACUGUGAUCCAAUCAGCAUUCGGCUGACACACAAGUGAGCUGUGUCCAGUGACCUGCAGCUGGAUUUUGGACGAAGGCACAGGAGAACAUCUGUGCUCGCUGAUGGAAGCUGGAAAAUUUAAAUUCUGCACCUACAGAGAGGAUAAACUCCAGGACGCCUAACUGAGAGGACGUGUGAUAGGAGAAAAAAUUUCCUGACAGAGAAUAAAGAGGAGUCAUGCAAGCAUUUUUGAAAGGAGCAACAGGUCAGGCAGCCAGGCCUCAGAAAGAUAAGGCAGUGGCUGGACCCAGUGCAGAGAAGAAAGCCAAGGCUGUUCCUUGGGUAGAAAAGUAAGGUUGUCCAGCUGUUCUUCCUGUUAGAACUCCAUCAUCCCAAAUCUGAGGGACAUGCGUCUUCUUUUGGACCAAAGAAACUUUCAACCUGUCAGAUCAGAUGUCUUCUAGAAGGAAACCUGUGAAUGCCACAGCAUUUCUGAUAAUAGUGAUGACAGUCUUCAGUGGUCUCAGCCUCACAUGUCAUCCAGCAGAGUAUCAGAUUGGAAACGAAUGCUGUCCAAAGUGUCCUCCAGGAAGUCGAGUGAAAACACACUGUAAGGAGUACAGCAGCACGUCCUGUGCUCCCUGCAUGGGUGGAACCUACACUGAUCAACAAAAUGGUCUAGAACGAUGUCUUUCCUGUACAAACUGUGACUCAGGUUCAGGACUGAGGGUAAAAACACCGUGUACAUCAACAUCAGAUACAGUCUGUGAACCACUGGAGAGGUUCUACUGUGUUUCCUAUGAGAAAGACAGCUGUGGAAGAGCACAGGAACACAGACACUGUAAACCAGGACAGUACAUCAGACAGAAUGGCACAGCCUCCACAGACACUGAGUGCUCUGACUGCAGCAGUGGAACAUUUUCAAAUGGAACAUUUCACUCCUGUCAGCCACACACACAAUGUCACUCACUCAACCUUCAGCUGAUAACAGAAGGAACACUUGCAGCUGACAAUCAGUGUGGAGAAAAAAGCAAUCAUGUGACCCCGACUAUCACCGUGAUUGUCUUAAUUAUUGUAGGACUAGUAUUAGUGUUAUUAGUAUUAUUAGUAUUAUUAUGCUUAAAAAAGAAGGGGAUUGUAUUUAAAUCCAGAAACAGAAAGAACAGCACAUUAAGCUCUCCAAAAGGAGAACAAGCAGAACUCCAUAUGCAAAGUCAAAGAGGGAAACCGAGUGAAGAUAAAGAGAAAGAAAAUGGUCUCCUCCCCCCAGAAUAACUGGUAAAUGGACUGGUCCGUACAUGGUGCUUUUCUACCUGAGCACUAAGAGUGCUUAUACAACAACAUGCCUUAUUCACACGAGCGCUUUUUUUCCUAAGCUUAAACGUUUUCUAGCAUUCACAUUCCAGAGAAGCAGCUUGGAGUUCAGUAUCAAAAGACUUGUAGGCAUGCAGACCGGAGCAGCCGGGCUUCAAACCACCAACCUUCCACUUAGUAGAUGACCCUCCACCUCCUGUGAUACAGACACAUAAACAUGUCCUGUUCUGAUGCAGCUGGAUGCUGACACGUUGUGUUUGCAGUGGACAGAAAUCAAACAUCUGGAUCAUCAUGUCACUGCACUCACACUGAAACCUGCAGUGCUCCUGCUGACACACUCUUGGUCAUGUGACUGUACACACAGACUCACACAGAGCUCAAAGCAGGAAGUGGAACAGACUGAAAAUGGACUCAUGGGAUAUUUACUGAAUAUAAUUUAAUUGUUUAAAAUAAAUUUAAACUUAAAAAAGAUAAGUUAAAAAAAUAAUUCCAGAAGAGUGUGUGUUGGGAUCGUUUUUUAUGAUAUCUGUACAAAAUUAAACUUUGAUAAUUGUAUGUAUGCAGGAGCAGCAGUAAUGACAGAUACAUCGUUUUAGGAGCGAUACACUUUCCUGUUAUCGGGCCUGUGAUGUGUCUUAAUGUCUGGAACAAUUUUUUUCUAGUGGCACAAAUCAUUUGUGUGCUAUCUUAUUGUACAUGUACCUGAUUGUUGUGGAGACACUUUGAAGUAUUUGUGCAGAUAAUACC